ACCCCUUUAGUUUACCCUGCGACAAACAAAAACCGGAAGUUAAGCCUGCUGCCUCCAUUGCCCCAUUUUCAGAACCACGGACAGCAACCAGCUUUACCACCCCCAGUCUGAGUUAAAAUGACUCGUCAGUACAACUUAGUGUUUCUAUGACUUCAAAUCCAGGCUUAUCGAAAAUAUGUAAUAAUCAGCUCUAUUCCACCAGGUUAUUUGUGUUGGAGUUACAGAAGAAGCUGUCACAUGACGGCUGCGGUCAGUCCAUGCUCAGCGUGUUGAGUGUUUUCUGGACGAUAGCGACAGAUCGAUGUAAACACAGCGCUUAAUUUUUACCCCCACGCGAAAAGAAACACGAAAGAUUUAGCUUGUACCGUCCUUGCUCGUCAUGCCAUGGAUAUUUUGUGGCAAUAUCAGUUCAGGGUCAUCCUUCUCGGGGACUCGACGGUGGGUAAGUCAUCGCUGCUGAAGCGCUUUACGGACGGCUAUUACAGCGACGUCGCGGACCCCACUGUCGGGGUUGAUUUCUACGCCCGUUCCCUUGACAUCGAGCCCGGUGUGAAAAUCAAGCUGCAGCUUUGGGACACAGCAGGCCAAGAGCGCUUUAGGUCCAUUACAACAUCAUACUACCGCAACUCUGUGGGGGGGCUGCUGGUUUUUGAUCUCACUAAUCGCAAAACAUUUGACCAUGUGAAGGAGUGGCACAAGGAAGUGAGUGAGCACAUCUUUCCUCACCAUAUGGUCUUUAUCCUCAUUGGUCACAAAAGCGACCUCAACAAGGUACGCAAGGUGAGUCGCGAUGAGGCGGAGCAGUUGGCAGCUGAACUGGGAAUCCGCUAUGUGGAGACAUCAGCCAAGUGCAACAGCAACGUAGACAGGGCCUUUGAGCUGCUCACAAAAGACAUCUACGAGCUCAUGAAGAUAGGGGAGAUUGUGACCCGCGAUGGAUGGGAUGGUGUGAAGAGCGGCCUCACUGCUAAGGUCCUGUACCAAGCUGAAGAUGAAGAGGAACUAGCAACAGCAUCAGCUGAAAAGGGCUGCAACUGCUGAUUGAGAUUGUCUUUUAAAACAGGUGGACAUUUACACUGUGGUGUGUGUGUUUGUGUUCUAAGCAAGUUGUAUAGCUAAAUUCAUUGAGAACAGUACAUGAGUCUAGUUGUUUGUUAACUCCUGAAACACAUAAUGUAAUAUGCAUUUAUAUGGUUAAGAACUAUUGUGAGCUUUCUUCACAUCUGAAUUUGCGGAAUGCUUCGCCUGCAACCCUUUAUUUUGCUGAAAUACUGUACAAAUGUAGGAUAAAUGGUCACUGGAAGCUUGAUUCACAAAAGACACAAGAUUAAACAUUCUAACUUGUCACUUAUGUCAAUGCUGGUUGGAGUAAUGGUCUUUCCAUGCCUCUGGUAGGCACACUUCUGUUUCUGUUUUCUUCUUUAUAGAAUCUGGGAUGUUUUCUGUACCAGGUCACAAACUGCUUUUUUUGCCUUGUCUUAGGACUGAAAUCGAGUUUCCCUUCAAAUGUUAUUUCAGCUUUAGAAAACAGGAAAGAGAAGGGGAGCUAGAAACCUUUGCGGAAAUUUAAAAUAGAUCAAAAUAAUUUCUACUAGGUUUCCAUCUUAAUUUCAAUGAAAUUUUGCUUUAAAUUUAAAAUUGGUCAUUGUUUAAGGUUUAAAACUGAUUUAUAUCCUCACAUGUUAGUUACAAAAUCUGACAUUUUUAAAAGUUAUCUUUAUUAAUACCCCUUUUGGACUCAGUCAUAUGACUUACAGAAAGGCAGUUUAGGGUUAGUUGUAUUGUCUGGGCUGCUGAAACAUACUACAAGGCCUAUAAUAAAAUUUAAACUUGCUUAAGGAUUCUUGAACAACUAUUUAAAUAUAACUAUGUUCGUUGCCAAAUAUCAGGGGUGAGUAAGUGUUAGGAUCAUUAACAUGACCUCAUUAUAAUUUGCAAUAUCCAGUGGUCUUCCACCACCUUUGUACACUGGCCCAGCAUAAGGACAUGCCUGAGAAGGUGAGUUCCACCUCUUUCUUCUUCAUUGUGUGUCAGUCAAUAUACUGUACAUAAGCAAUAAAAAUUAUUAAUCCAUUCAAAUAGAGAUAUCUAAUAAUAUCGGCCUUAGUUAUGUAAUAUCGGUAAGAAUCAGCAGUUUUUCCUCCAAUAUUAAAAACCUGAUAACACAACGAAAAAUAGUUUUGAAGUGAAAGCAAAUCUAUUAUUUGUAUUAUGCACAGUAUUGUCAUUGUACAUUGUACACACCGCUGCACACUAAUCGUGUCCUCUGUCUUUAACCCAAGCAUCUGCAUAUAUCGGUAUCAGUUGAUAUCAGAAUUGGAAAUGAAGCUUUUGGACAAUAUCGCCCUAUCAGCAAAAGGUUAUAAUCGGACAUCCCUAGUUUCAAACUUUGAUUUCUGUCAUUGAAGCUUCAUCAUUUACAAAGUGAGAAGACAACUGAAAACUAGUCGAUAUCACCUUGAACUUGCUCAGAUGAUGCAAUACAUUGUGUUCUGUAUGAGCUCUAUAAGAUACUUCAUCAAACGUUUUUUUUUUAUUAUUUUGAUCAACAAAAACCCAUCUAGGCUUGAGCUGCUUUCUGUUUUAUGCCAUUAUGGUAAAUUGUUCUGCAUUUUCUUUUGGAUAUGUAUGAAUAUUAUGUUGUGCACACACUGUACUUUACCACAGUUGUUUUUUCCUACAUCUUAAUUUAUGUGUAAGUCUUGCUGUUAAGGCGAUUGCCCUCUGAGGACAAUAAAGAUAAAGUUGAGCCGAGUUAAACCUGGUGCUAGCAGAAUUUCCGAGGAAGCCAAGCAGAGCAGAGCAGUGAAAGAGGAAUUGCUGAAGAACUGGCUUUGGAUUUCAUUUUUCAAAAAUUGAAUAUUUGCCUAUUGAUUUUGGCAAAAGAGACUUACUCAAGUUCCAAACAUCUGUCUCAAAAGUGAUUAAAAAACUUUGUAAAAGGAUAAAGAUGGGUGUUUGAUGGUGCCACUGAGCUCCGCAACCAAAGACCUCAGAUAGAAAGCCCAAAACUUUAAAAGCGGAGCUUCACUACCAUCAAGACUAUGUUGAAAUCCUCCAGUGAAGCUGGUGUGUAGCAGCCAGAGCAGAGCCAGCUGUUGGAAUAGGCCACAGGUGGUUAUCUACUGUUGGUUGGUGCAUGCUGGAGGGGGUACAAUUGCAAAAAAAAAAAAAAAAAAAGAGAACCAGCUAUUGUUGCAAUAGAAUAGAUCCAUCAUUUUUAUCUGCCCCGACCAUCCACCAAUUGUUAUCCAUUCGAGAUUGGUGUACAAGAUAAGGCAACUACAAGGACUUGAUGGCAUCCACUACAGCAAAGGUUCCCAAAGUGGGUGGCACGCCCCUUGGGGGCUGUAGUGCAGGGGGGUUGUGGAUGGAAUAAAGAAAUUAAACAUAAA
Messenger RNA from Cynoglossus semilaevis (tongue sole), 3395 nucleotides. It is a transcript of the gene rab42a, whose product is annotated as RAB42, member RAS oncogene family a. Gene Ontology annotation, biological process: Rab protein signal transduction. The transcript is spliced from 2 exons. Gene Ontology annotation, molecular function: GTP binding; GTPase activity. NCBI's taxonomy places the organism in Eukaryota, Metazoa, Chordata, Actinopteri, Pleuronectiformes, Cynoglossidae. Bases 385 to 1041 code for a protein of 218 amino acids. The record is from RefSeq and is a predicted model, not a curated record.